GCGGCGGCAGCGGGGGCAUGCGCGGCGCCCUGUCCCGCUCCUGGAGCCUGGAGAGCCUGCGCUCGGCCACCGCCGCCAUGCCCGAUGGAGUCCUGGACACAGUUGUCCGCGCUGAUGAGGCGGGGAGCGAGGAGGACCUGUAUGAGGACCUGCACGGUUCCAGCCACCACUACAGCCACCCUGGAGGGGGCGGUGAGCAGCUGGCCAUCAAUGAGCUCAUCAGCGAUGGCAGUGUGGUCUGUGCCGAAGCGCUCUGGGACCAUGUCACCAUGGACGACCAGGAACUGGGCUUCAAAGCUGGGGACGUCAUCGAAGUGAUGGAUGCCACCAACAGGGAGUGGUGGUGGGGCCGUGUCGCCGACGGCGAGGGCUGGUUUCCGGCCAGCUUCGUGCGGCUGCGGGUGAACCAGGACGAGCCUGCAGACGACGAGGCCCCGCAGGCUGGGAGCGGUGGGGCCGAGGACGGCGGGGCCGAGGCGCAGAGCAGCAAGGAUCAGAUGCGGACCAACGUUAUCAAUGAGAUCCUCAGCACCGAGCGGGACUACAUCAAGCACCUGCGGGACAUCUGCGAGGGCUACAUCAGACAGUGCCGCAAGCGUGCCGACAUGUUCAGCGAGGAGCAGCUGCGCACCAUCUUUGGCAACAUCGAGGACAUCUACCGGUGCCAGAAGGCGUUCGUGAAGGCUCUGGAGCAGAAGUUCAACAGGGAGCGGCCGCACCUCAGCGAGCUGGGCGCCUGCUUCCUGGAGCACCAAGCUGACUUCCAGAUCUACUCAGAGUAUUGCAAUAACCACCCCAACGCCUGCGUAGAGCUCUCCCGGCUCACCAAGCUCAGCAAGUACGUGUACUUCUUCGAGGCCUGCCGGCUGCUGCAAAAGAUGAUUGACAUUUCCCUGGACGGCUUCCUGCUGACCCCAGUGCAGAAGAUCUGCAAGUACCCUCUGCAGCUGGCCGAGCUACUCAAAUACACACACCCCCAGCACAGGGAUUUCAAGGAUGUCGAAGCUGCCUUGCACGCCAUGAAGAACGUGGCCCAGCUCAUUAAUGAACGGAAACGGAGACUCGAAAACAUUGACAAGAUUGCUCAGUGGCAGAGCUCCAUAGAGGACUGGGAGGGGGAAGAUCUCUUGGUCAGGAGCUCGGAACUCAUCUAUUCAGGGGAGCUGACUCGCGUCACACAGCCUCAAGCCAAGAGCCAGCAGAGGAUGUUUUUUCUCUUUGACCACCAGCUCAUCUACUGUAAGAAGGACCUGCUGCGCCGGGACGUGCUAUACUACAAGGGCCGGCUGGACAUGGACAGCCUGGAGGUGGUAGACCUGGAUGAUGGGAAGGAUCGAGACCUCCACGUGAGCAUCAAGAACGCCUUUCGUCUGCGCUGUGGCACCUCGGGGGACAGCCACCUACUAUGUGCCAGGAAGCCUGAGCAGAAGCAGCGCUGGCUCAAGGCCUUUGCUAGAGAGAGGGAGCAGGUGCGGCUGGACCAUGAGACAGGCUUCUCCAUCACCGAGCUGCAGAGGAAGCAGGCCAUGCUGAAUGCUAGCAAGCAGCAGGCCACAGGGAAGCCCAAAGCUAUUGGACGGCCUGGCUACCUGAUGCGCCAGAAACACCCGGCACUGCCUGCCAGCCGGGCCCAGCAGCAGGUCUUGGUGCUGGCAGAGCCCAGGCGGAAGCCAUCCACCUUCUGGCACAGCAUUAGUCGGCUGGCUCCCUUCCGCAAGUGACCAGCGCUCACCCGACAGAACUUUGUGGACCUGCUCAUCCAUGGCUCCCGGCUUUUCCUCUUCAAGGCCCAGUCCAUCUGGCCCUCUGCCUAUUGUGCAAACUGCAGGGCUGAGUGUGGGAGUCACCAGGAUGCACCAGGUCUGUGCUACUGUCCUGGCGCAGAGACCAGCUGGGAAGACACAGGCCCUCGCACGUGCAAUCUCCUCCUGCAGCCUGGGCUCCCCCACCCGCCAUCCUCCACCGCCCCAGAGCCUGGGAACCAGAGCUCAGAACCACCACUCAGGCCGGCACGCAGGCUGCUUUGGACCUCCUUUGGAAGUCUGAUCAUCGCCCCUCUUGCCACUUCUGGGCUGCAGAGAUCAACACUGGCCUCUGGCUCCCUGCAAAGCUGGGCCUAGUGCCCCUCUCAUUUUGGGCCCCCAUCCCCGAGAGGCAGCUUGCAUCCUCAGAGGGCGGGAACCAAGAACUCUGUGCCCAGAUGUCCAGCCCAGAGCCACCCUUUGGCCUCCCAGCCCCUUAGGCACCGCUGGCUGCUGGACACCCUCUUCACUUGUGAUGUGUGCGUCUGUAGUGGGAAGAACAAAACCAUACAGUCAGCUGUGUCCUUUGGCCCAGGUCUGUGACUGGUCAACCUGUAGCUGUGGGCUAGCUCCAGAUCCACCUGGGCCCUGUUUCUUGUUUGGAUUUUGUCUUGUUUUUCUAACAAUGGAGAAAAAAAUCAUUGUCGUUAGUGACACAGAAAGAUUGCCUUACCCUAGUGAGCGUGAGAAGCCAUAAGAACUGAAUUCUGUGGCCCAGCAUCCAGGACUGACCUCCAGGCGCACGUAUCUUGCUGCGCAGGAGGUGCAGCCCGGGCCUGGCAUGCUGGAGUGGAACCCACAGGACUCAGCAGCAUGGACAGUCACUCUUGCACUAUUCUUUCUCCAAGCCAGAAACCACAUUUAAUUUCAUAAAGAAACCUGUGAAAAGUCACCUGGGCUGCCAGCCGUUGUCUUCUGUCCUUGUCUGUGCGCUUUCCCUUCCACACACCCAGCCUUCCUGCGCCGGUUACCCCGUCUCUACCCCAGGCCUUUCCCUGAGAGGAGGGAGGCGGGGUGAGCCUCUCAGGGCCCUGGCGGAGGCCGGAUCAGGUGCCGGGCUCACGAUCAGAGGGCCAGGGGAGCUGGGAGGAUGGGCCAUGGAAGACCAACGAGUGGGGUCAGGUGCCAUCCAGAUGGACACAGCUGCCCCAGGCCUAGAAGUCUGCUUCAUCCCUGUCUGCUCCUUAGUGUUUAGCUGGAUGGGAAAUAUAAGUGUGGGGGACACCAUCAGUACUUCUGACCCUGAGUAUCCUCUUCAGGGAAACAGGGAAGAAUCUCUAUUCCUAGGAGAUUCCCUAGCCACAGGCCCAGAAGAGGAGCCUGAGGCUGCUUCCUCUGCCACACUCCAGCACUGGCAAUCCCUGGCAACCUCCUAACUUGAAAGAAGCUACACCACCUCCCAAUCAGCAGAAACCCAUGGAGAAAAGUCAGGACAACCAGAAUAUGCAACACAAGUCAAUCUUUAUUGAAAACUGCAGUAUUAAUACAUAACAAUUCUUGUUACAAUAAACGUGCUUUUAAGAAUUUUAAA
Molecule: messenger RNA, 3333 nt
Organism: Lepus europaeus (European hare)
Lineage: Eukaryota; Metazoa; Chordata; Mammalia; Lagomorpha; Leporidae
Gene: ARHGEF4
Product: Rho guanine nucleotide exchange factor 4
Exons: 11
Coding region: 18-1721 (567 amino acids)
Biological process (GO): intracellular signal transduction
Molecular function (GO): guanyl-nucleotide exchange factor activity; protein binding
Source: RefSeq, a predicted model, not a curated record